Messenger RNA from Caenorhabditis auriculariae, 1807 nucleotides. NCBI's taxonomy places the organism in Eukaryota, Metazoa, Nematoda, Chromadorea, Rhabditida, Rhabditidae. The record is from the annotation of a GenBank genome assembly.
AUGUGCAAGUGCGCUCUAAGGAGCAUCUUUUUACGCGCGAAUGCCGAGCGUUCAAUUCCGGUUGUUUUUUUUUUCAGUUUCAACUUGCAUCUAAUUUUUGUGUGUGUUCUCUUUGUGAAUGAUAUUAGUAUGGAAAUAACGUUUUUCAGACGAGCAUGUCCUCAGAAAAUGACGUUGUUAAUUUGUUGCACGCCAAGUUCGAACAAACGCGGCAGUUCUAUUCCGACUACUUGUCAGAAACAACUAUGAAAAAGUGUAUGUUAUAUUUAGAACCGUUCUACCUAUUUUAUCGUUUUUUCCAGUGUCAGCUCCGUUGAAAAACCUACUGAAUGAAGCUUCCGAGUUGAACUCGAAGUAUUUGAAGCUAAACGAAGAGCUUCAAGAUGUGGAUAAAACGAGAGAAACUGAGUUUGAAAGUAUUGUUGAUACGCUAGCACAGGUUUGAAGUCAUAUAUUUAUUCAUUGAUAGAUGCAGUGUUUUUCAGAGUUUGGGAAUCGAUUUGAGUGAGGUAAAAGAAAGGAAGGUAGAAGCUGGGCCUUCUACAAACGUUUCUGACUCUAUAUUAGAAGAAAAGUCGAAAGGAACCGCGCAAGUUGAAGAAGAAAAGGAGAAAGAAGUUGUUGCACAGCCAGCUAAGGUCUUUUUGAAUGUGUUGCAAGUUUCUUAAUUUUUAUUUUCAGCCAAAAACUCUGGUUCCUUUGUUAGAAAAGGAAGAUUUUGAGAGUAUACCAAAGUAUAUGCGAGGCAGGUUCACCAUUGAUGAUUUGAAUGAGGUAAGAGAUAUGAAAUUCUUAGUUUAAAGUAAAGUUCCCUUCAGAUGGUUUCGAAAUUCGACGAGUUUAUCACGAAAAAGCGGACUUUGUUGAGGAAGCCUCCAAAGCUGUUGACCAAGAAUGAAAGAUUGUUGGUAGACCAGUGGCGAGAACUCGUUAGUUUCUAAUUAUUUCUUAUUUCUGCUGGCUUUUGGCCUUAAAAAAAAAAGAAAAAUCUCUUUUUUUACACCCAUUGAAAAAGCUUUGAAAUUUUUUUCAACGCUUUUCGCCCUUUUAACGAUUUGUUAAUGCUUUUAAAAGCCUUGAGAGCCUCUCAACGGAAGAAAUUCUUCCAUUGCUGUACUGUACCAAUGUGUGAUCGAUACCCUCGGCGUGGUCUGCUCUGGCAGACGCACCUGUUUCUCACUUGGUCCCUUGGUUUAACACCCAUAAAUAUUACACAGAAGAGCCGGUGACCCUGGUGGUGUAUCAGCUUUUUUGAGUCGCAAAACUUUCCUGAUAUUCUUUUUCACACCUUUUAUUGGCAACUUUUCUUUUGUAAGAUAAUAACUUUAUCGAGUAGUUUUCGGCACAGCAGUUUGCUUUAUUUCGCUUCAGAGAGAGUUUGUUCGCAUUUUCAGAUUGUCAGUAAAAAAAAAAUAGAAACUGCUAAUUCGGGAACAUUUAACCCAAAGAAAUACAUCUCAUUUUCGAGUUAUAGAGCUUCAAAGUGUACAAAAUACGCAAAUUAGGCCAAAUAGCGCUAUUUCGGGCUUUCGAAGUGUCCUAACUCGAAAACGAAAUCUGUUGCGAGAAAUUUUCUUUUCGGUAAAAACGUUCCCUAGUAAGCCAAAUCCGAAGUUUGUAUGAUUUCCCAUUUUUCUAGGAAGUCAUGAAGACCAGAAGUCCAUACUUCUGUUUCGACACCGACAUCAAGCCUUUGAUACAAGAACGACUUCGACCACAACUUCUCAAGGCGAUUCCGUGCCUCAGGCACGUCCGAAGGAUCACCGAAGAGCGCGUCGGCAACAAAACUGUCUAUCAUCAUUGUUGA